UUUGCCGAGGGAGAUAGCUGCGCAAAUUUUUCUCUUCCUCAAUUGAUAUUGUUCAGUAUUAUCAGCUAUGUAGCCAGCCCUGUCAUAUCAGCAUUUUUAAUUUGUAGUUUUGCUUUGUAAAUCGAGUUAACGAGUAGAUGCUGUAAUUUCUAACUAUUGCUAUAGAGACAAGAGUAUGCUGGCUUGCUAGCUUGCUAGCUAGCGAUAGCUAGUCUGCUUGCCUUGCUGCCAACACCUAGCUUAGGUAAUUAGUGAAAUAUUGCUAGCUAACAAUCUAACUAAUUAGACAACUAUUACUAGUAAAACAGAUAAUCCUACAUUUGACGAGUCACACAAAUAUUUAGCCAGACGUGUUGGCAGACCACAGUUAAUAUUCAUUGUGCAGACCGAGUCCUGUUAUGCUGAACUUGAAUGUCAUGGUUUCCUGGAACCAUGUCUUGUAAAUCCAAAGUUGCCCCGAGUGUUGACUUUGACCACAGCUGUUCGGACAGUGUUGAGUAUCUUACACUAAACUUUGGGCCAUUCGAGACCGUCCAUCGCUGGAGACGACUUCCACCGUGUGACGAAUUUGUGGGUGCAAGACGCAGCAAGCACACUGUGGUGGCCUACAGGGAUGCAAUUUACGUGUUCGGCGGAGACAAUGGGAAAAACAUGCUGAAUGAUUUGUUGCGGUUUGACGUGAAAGACUGCUCCUGGUGCAGGGCUUUCACGACUGGGACACCCCCUGCGCCGAGGUAUCACCAUUCUGCUGUGGUGUAUGGCAGCAGCAUGUUUGUUUUUGGUGGGUACACUGGGGACAUCUACUCAAACUCUAACCUGAAGAACAAAAACGACUUGUUUGAGUACAAGUUUGCAACAGGACAGUGGACAGAGUGGAAGGUGGAGGGCAGGUUGCCCGUGGCCAGAUCAGCACAUGGGGCCACAGUCUAUAAUGAUAAGCUUUGGAUUUUUGCUGGAUAUGACGGGAAUGCUAGGUUAAAUGAUAUGUGGACCAUCAGUCUUCAGGACAGAGAGCAAGCGUGCUGGGAGGAGAUUGAGCAGAGUGGAGAGAUCCCACCUUCUUGCUGUAAUUUCCCUGUAGCUGUGUGUCGGGACAAGAUGUUUGUGUUCUCAGGACAAAGUGGCGCCAAGAUCACCAACAAUCUCUUCCAGUUUGAGUUCAAGGGCAACAUGUGGACCCGCAUCCCAACAGAACACCUGCUGCGGGGCUCCCCCCCGCCCCCCCAGAGACGCUACGGACACACAAUGGUGGCCUUCGACCGGCACCUCUAUGUCUUUGGGGGAGCGGCUGACAACACCCUUCCCAAUGAACUGCACUGCUAUGAUGUGGACUCCCAAACCUGGGAGGUCAUCCAGCCUAGUCUUGACAGUGAGGAUCCCUAUGGAAACGAGAUGACUUCAUCUCCAGGGUUUAUCCUGAUGCCCAGCGGACGACUCUUUCACGCGGCCGCGGUCAUUCAUGACGCCAUGUACAUCUUUGGAGGCACCGUGGACAAUAAUGUGCGCAGUGGCGAGAUGUACAGAUUCCAGUUCUCCUGCUACCCAAAAUGUACGCUUCACGAAGACUAUGGCAAACUGUGGGAAAACCGACAGUUCUGUGAUGUGGAGUUUAUACUGGGGGAGAGGGAGGAGCGAGUGCUGGGCCACAUUGCCAUAGUGACAGCGCGGUGCCGGUGGCUGAGGAAGAAGAUCUUGCAAGCGAGAGAGAGGCAGAAGCAGCAGAAGAGUAAGCAAGAGGGCAGUGAGGACAGCGAGGAGGGUGCGGCAGGUGUACAGAAAGAGGGUCCGGGCACGUCCAGGGCGUCCGGGGCCCAGCCUCUGCUGGAGGUCAGCAUCCGUGAGGCGGAGGCCCAGCCCUUUGAGGUGCUCAUGCAGUUCCUCUACACAGACAAGAUCCAGUACCCUCGCAAAGGUCAUGUUCAAGAUGUCCUCCUGAUCAUGGAUGUUUAUAAACUUGCCCUGAGUUUCAAGCUGUCGCGCCUGGAGCAGCUGUGUGUACAGUACAUCGAGGCGUCAGUGGACCUCCAGAACGUUCUGAGCGUGUGUGAGAACGCCAACAAGCUCCAGCUGGACCAGCUCAAAGAACACUGCCUUAACUUUGUGGUGAAGGAGACGCACUUUAAUCAGGUGAUCAUGACCAAGGAGUUUGAGCACCUCUCCACGCCUCUCAUUGUGGAAAUCGUUCGCCGGAAACAGCAGCCACCCCCCAGGGUUUACUCUGACCAGCCUGUUGACAUAGGAACAUCUCUGGUGCAAGACAUGAAGGCCUACUUGGAAGGGGCUGGCCUGGAGUUCUGCGACAUCACCCUGCUUUUAGACGGACACCCCCGGCCUGCCCACAAAGCCAUUCUAGCUGCUCGUUCCAGCUACUUCGAGGCCAUGUUCCGAUCCUUCAUGCCCGAGGAUGGCCAGGUGAACAUCUCCAUUGGCGAGAUGGUUCCCAGCAAACAGGCCUUUGAGUCCAUGCUGCGCUACAUCUAUUACGGUGAUGUCAACAUGCCUCCCGAGGACUCACUUUAUCUGUUUGCUGCUCCAUAUUACUACGGCUUCUCCAAUAACAGACUGCAAGCCUACUGCAAGCAGAACCUGGAGAUGAAUGUUACUGUUGAGAAUGUCCUACAGAUCUUGGAAGCAGCGGACAAGACCCAGGCGCUGGACAUGAAGAAGCACUGCCUGCACAUUAUCGUCCAUCAGUUCAUCAAGGUGUCCAAGCUCCCAAACCUGCGGUCUCUCAGCCAGCUGCUGCUGCUGGAUAUCAUCGAGUCCCUAGCCACCCACAUAUCAGACAAACAGUGUGCCGAGAUGGGCUCCGAUAUAUAACAGCUCUCCGCUCACUCGCAUCCUCCAUGUUCAGCCUGCUGGCACCCUCAGGUCAUUCCUCGCACCCCCUCCGCACCCUGCGUGCACUGUUUGUUGCUUUGUGGACGAGUGCACUUGCAUGAAAGGCGCCUCAUUCCUGCUCUCUGUGGCCCUCAUGAUAGACGCACAGCUUUCUCUGUUUAUUCCCUCAUUUGGUGCCUCAUUGUACGCUGUCUGUUCGAUGUACUACAAGGCAAAAAUGAAGGUCUCACUGAUUCAUUAGUCCGGCGAGCCGCAUCACAUGUUUGUAAUGUUUGUUUCUGUGAUUUAAGAGAAGUCUUUGAUUUAAGUGAGUGGUUUACUUAAGAAAAAUUCCAGUUAAAUGAUGGGUUAUCUUGAAAUGAGGACAUGUAUGUCAUCAUAUUAUGAGAGGUUAAAAUAUUUUCAGUAUUUUUUCAAUUUUCCCUGAAUGGCAUUUUUUUGAUUUAGAAUGAACACAGAUUUUAUGUUAGUGAAAGAUCAGGUAAAUCAAGUAAGAAAGUCGCAAGACGCUUAAGAGAAUCAUCUUAUGCCAUCUUGUUAGCAGUUUGUUUACAAAUAUUUCUCUAAUGAGAAAAAAGAACUGUUCUUGGAACUGUUACAUUUCUGCUACAUUAUUUGACCACACAAGUCACAAGUAUACCCUGUCUAUCAUACACUUAAUGUAUUCUUGGAUAUAUUCUGUUUGCUGUCGUUGGACACAAUGUCUUUAUGUUUAUCUUUCACAGUAUGUAUUUAGUCAUUACUUACUGGAAUACUGAAAUGUCAGUGAUGAAGCCCUCAAAUACUGUCAACCGGUGUCAUUGUAAUCAAGUAAUACCACUAUUAGAAGGAAAAAAAAAUCUUAUCUUUUUAUGUGUUUUGGUAACUUGUGUAUGAUUGUGUCACCUUACCAUGGUGAAUGUAUGGUCAUGUUAGCUUUAUGUAUUACAGUAUAUGCCUUAAUA
Megalops cyprinoides (Indo-Pacific tarpon) is the source of this 3785-nucleotide messenger RNA. It is a transcript of the gene lztr1, whose product is annotated as leucine-zipper-like transcription regulator 1. The transcript is spliced from 21 exons. Gene Ontology annotation, cellular component: Golgi apparatus. The coding region runs from base 412 to 2820 and encodes 802 amino acids. Gene Ontology annotation, molecular function: protein binding. NCBI's taxonomy places the organism in Eukaryota, Metazoa, Chordata, Actinopteri, Elopiformes, Megalopidae. The record is from RefSeq and is a predicted model, not a curated record.